This is a messenger RNA of Symbiodinium sp. CCMP2456, 873 nucleotides long. The record is from the annotation of a GenBank genome assembly. NCBI's taxonomy places the organism in Eukaryota, Dinophyceae, Suessiales, Symbiodiniaceae.
GUGGCGUGUUUGGAAGGCAGCGGCCCAGCUGGACGCAGAGCCUGCGGCCGAUUAUGGCAGCCUCUGCGAUCAAGAGAACAAGUGGACUGCGUCGAUCGAAAUCGAUGUGCCUCGCACCUUCCCGGAGCUCAAAGCUUUCGACGAGGAGCAGCAGCAGCGACUCCGACGGGUCCUCAACGCCUAUGCCAGCUACAAUCCUGAUUGCGGCUACUGCCAGGGCAUGAACUACGUUGCCGGUUUGCUGCUGUUGGUCUCUCGCUGCGAGGAGGAAAGCUUCUGGGUCUUCGUGCGGCUUAUGGACCAUGAGGACUUUGGCCUCGGUGGUUUCUACGUGGGUCGACUGCCGCUUCUCCGACGCUAUCUCCGCGCUUGCGAGAACCUCGUCGCCGAGUCACUGCCGGAGCUGCGUGAGCACUUCAUCAAGCAGAAUGUGCAGCCGGCUGUGUAUUUGCACCAGUGGUUCCUAACGCUUUUCAUCAACUGCUUUCCCAUCUCAAUGGUGAUGAUCCUCUGGGACGUCAUCAUGUGCGAAGGCCUGACGGUGAUCCUGCGAAUCGCCGUGUCCAUUCUCCAGGUCUUGAAAGACUCGCUUCUCUCCAUGGAAUUCGAGGAGAUUAUCAAGUUCUUCAAGAUGAUGAAGACCUAUCACGACGAGGACGGUGAGCUCGGCGCUGUCAAAAUCGGACAGCUGCUCAUGAAGCACACCGAGCAGGUUCAUAUACCCAAGGAAACGAUCCAGUACCUCCGUGCCGGCUUGGACGAUGAUCCACACCUUGAUUCAGACGAGUCCUGGGAGAACGAGCAAUCGUCCUGGUCAAGCUAUCUGUCGCGUAUGUUCUCCUGGAGGAAGUCGUCGACGCCCAAUACUUUGAG